AUGGACGUGGAACGAGGAUUCGGUGUGCUUCAAGCACAUUGGGCAAUAGUGAAAGGCCCGGCUCGGUCCUGGUACAUGCAUCAUAUUUCCAAUGUCAUGUACGCGUGCAUAAUCUUGCACAACAUGAUUAUUCACGAUGAAGGUGCAAGAGCUGGCGAUUGGACCGACGAUGAAGCUGAAUCGAUCGCAGGUCAUGCAACCCUGUCGGUCGUUCGAGGUUUACCCUAUGGAGUCAGUGAGAUAUUACAAGCUCAGGAGACCAUGCGCAACCAACAAGCUCAUCUUCAACUCAUGAACGACAUGAUUGAAGAAGUUUGA
Molecule: messenger RNA, 318 nt
Organism: Salvia splendens (bonfire salvia)
Lineage: Eukaryota; Viridiplantae; Streptophyta; Magnoliopsida; Lamiales; Lamiaceae
Exons: 1
Coding region: 1-318 (105 amino acids)
Source: RefSeq, a predicted model, not a curated record